GCCAUCUUAUAUGCUUCUGUCUAACUGUCAGAAAAAACACCCCAUAAUGUACAUAAAAUACAAAUUUUUAAAUUAUUCGUUUUGUACUGAGCAUGUGUUUUAGGCCACGCCUCGGUCUAAGAAGGAUCACGAAACAAGUUCAAAAAUGGCUUACUCGACAGCAAUACCCAAUGAGUACGGCCUCAGUUGGGGUCCAGUAUCACGAAGCACCAGACAAAUCAGAAGGUGACCGAAAACAUUACCGUGCCCUGACCUUAUCGAAUGGAUUACGUGCUAUGCUAAUAUCGGAUUCUUAUACUGAUGAGCCCUCAAUUCAUCGUGCUUCCAGCGAAAGUUUGAAUUCCUCUAUCGAGCAUUUCCACGGAAAAUUGGCGGCAUGUGCAGUACUUGUUGGCGUUGGAUCAUUCAGUGAACCGCGACAAUAUCAGGGAUUAGCACAUUUUGUGGAACAUAUGAUAUUUAUGGGAUCUGAGAAAUUCCCCGUGGAGAAUGAAUUCGAUUCGUUUGUGACUAAAAGCGGAGGCUUCAGUAAUGCGCAUACUGAAAAUGAAGACACUUGCUUUUACUUUGAGGUGGAUGAAGCUCACCUGGAUAGGAGUAUGGAUCUAUUCAUGAACUUAAUAAAGGCUCCACUAAUGCUUCCUGAUGCCAUGAGUCGCGAACGCUCUGCCGUGCAGUCGGAGUUCGAACAGACCUAUAUGCGAGAUGAGGUGCGGAGAGAUCAGAUCCUGGCGAGCUUAGCUAGUGAGGGGUAUCCACAUGGCACAUUCAGUUGGGGUAAUUUUAAGACCCUUCAAGAGGGCGUGGAUGACAGCAAGCUGCACAAGGAGCUUCACAAGUUCUGCCGAGAUCACUACGGCUCCAACCGAAUGGUAGUUGCAAUUCAAGCUCAGCUGUCGUUGGAUGAGUUGGAGGAAUUGCUUGUUCGUCAUUGUGCAGAUAUUCCUACCAGCCAGGCGAAUCCCAUUGACGUUUCCCAGUUUAAUUACCAGAAAGCCUUUCGAGAGCAAUUCUACAAGGAUUUAUUCCUAGUUCAGCCGGUUGAAGAUGUGUGCAAGCUGGAGCUGACUUGGGUGUUACCCCCAAUGAAGAACUUUUAUCGCAGCAAGCCGGAUAUUUUUAUUUCCCAACUCCUUGGUUAUGAGGGAGUUGGAAGUCUAUGUUCUUACCUGCGACAUCGUCUCUGGUGCAUUAGCGUUAUGGCAGGAGUUGGUGGAAGUAGCUUCGACUCCAACUCAAUAUACUCCUUAUUCAAUAUAUGUAUAUAUUUGACAGACGAUGGGUUCGAGCACAUGGACGAGGUGUUAGAAGCCACAUUUGCGUGGAUUAAGCUUCUAAUUAAUAGCGAUCAACUUCAAGCUUCCUACAGGGAAUUUCAGCAAAUUGAAAAUAAUAAUUUUCGAUUUCAAAUCGAGCUACCCUCUAUUGACAAUGUUCAAAGCAUUGUUGAGAGCUUCAACUACCUGCCUUCAAAAGAUGUACUCACAGGACCUCAGCUAUAUUUUCAGUACGAGGAAUCAGCUAUUGAGCUUCUAAGACAGCAUCUAAAUAAAUUUAAUUUUAAUAUAAUGAUCUCAUCCUAUAUACCAUAUGAAGAAAAUGAUUACGACCAGAAAGAACCUUGGUUUGGAACUCAAUUCAAAACCAUCUCUAUGCCCUCAAAAUGGCAAACUAUGUGGGAACAGCCAGCGACUUUAAACGAGUUGCAAUAUCCGCAACCGAACCCCUUUGUAACCACGGAUUUUACAAUACAUUGGGUAGAAUCAGGAAAACCACAUAUUUCCAGAAGUCCGAAGUCCUUGAUCAGAAAUGAUUUAUGCGAACUGUGGUUUCGCCAGGAUAACAUUUUCAAACUUCCAGAUGGGUAUAUAAACCUGUACUUUAUCACUCCCUUAGUUCGUGAAAAUGUUAAGCAAUAUAUGUUGGGAGUACUUUUUACCUAUUUAGUGGAGUUCCGAAUGGCCGAACAAUUAUACCCGGCAUUGGAGGCUGGUCUAACUUAUGGCCUAUACAUCGGUGAUAAAGGAUUGGUUAUGCGUGUCAGUGGCUACAAUGAAAAGCUUCCCCUGUUGGUAGAAAUAAUAUUAAACAUGAUGAAAACUAUCGAGCUGGAUACUGACCAAGUGAAUGCAUUUAAAGAUCUUAAGAAGCGACAAAUUUAUAAUGCUCUAAUAAACGGAAAAACUCUCAAUCUUGACUUGCGACUUAGCAUUUUGGAAAACAAGCGUUUUAGCAUGAUUUCAAAAUACGAAGCCGUUGAUGAUAUAACCAUAGAGGACAUAAAAACCUUUAAAGAUAAUUUUCAUAAAAAAAUGUAUGUAAAAGGUUUAGUACAGGGAAAUUUUACGGAAGAUCAAGCCAAAGAGUUAAUGGAGAAAGUACUUUUCGCAUAUAAAAGCGAAAGUGUGGACAAUCUAUCGGCCUUGGAUAAUCACUUACUGCAAAUCCCAUUGGGAUCACACUAUUUAAGAGCUAAAACGCUUAAUGAGGAGGAUUCGAAUACAAUUAUAACCAAUUACUACCAAAUAGGGCCGAGUGAUCUGAAACUGGAAUGUAUCAUGGAUUUGGUGGAAUUAAUUGUAGAGGAGCCGUUUUUCAACCAAUUAAGGACUCAAGAGCAAUUGGGCUACAGCUUGGGAAUUCAUCAACGAAUUGGCUAUGGUGUGUUGGCCUUUCUAAUCACAAUAAAUACCCAGGAGACGAAACAUCGGGCGGAUUACGUGGAGCAACGUAUCGAAGCUUUUCGGUCUCGAAUGGCUGAACUUGUCCUACAGAUGAGUGAUGCAGAGUUUUUGAACAUACGAGAAACUCUAAUUAGUGGAAAGAAGCUGGGCGACACAAGUUUGGAUGAGGAGGUCUUGAGAAACUGGAGUGAAAUUGUCACCAGAGAAUACUUUUUUAAUCGAAUAGAAACGCAGAUACAAACGCUGGGUAAUUUAUCAAAGGAGGAUGUUUUAAACUUCCUUUAUGAUUAUGAUAAAAAUAAUUUAAGAAAACUCUCUGUUCAAGUGGUUGGAAACCAUACUAAAACUUCUGAUUCGACAGCCCAAGCCAGUCGUUCCGGUUCCUUGAGUAACUUAUUAGACGAUGUUCAGGACGAUAUUGCAAAUGAAUGGGUUUCAGCUAAGCCAUUGACCGAUAAGAUCAGACUUGAGUUUUUAGGAGAGAGCGAUGACCCUUCAAGCAUUAAGGAUAUUUAUGCCUUUAAAAAGUCUCUAUAUGUCUUUCCGCUGUUCAACACCAAUCCCAAUCUUGCAAAAAAAUAAAAUCAUAACUUCCAAUAAAUCUAGUUCGAUUACCACUGUUUAAAAGACUA
Messenger RNA from Drosophila yakuba, 3316 nucleotides. RefSeq names its product nardilysin. Gene Ontology annotation, biological process: proteolysis. The record is from RefSeq and is a predicted model, not a curated record. Lineage: Eukaryota; Metazoa; Arthropoda; Insecta; Diptera; Drosophilidae. The coding region runs from base 93 to 3266 and encodes 1057 amino acids. Gene Ontology annotation, molecular function: metal ion binding; metalloendopeptidase activity. The transcript has a single exon.